AGCCACUCAAAACUAGUUAGCCAUGCGCAAUGUCGACUGCAUCGAUUAACGGUUGGUGCCUAACCUCUGUCUCUCCCUCCAAAUCUUCUCUUCAAAAAACUACAUUCCGCUCGUCGGUUGUCGCUCGCCUCUCCUCUUCCCCUUCCGGGUCUGUUCCUACGCUCAUUCGGAACGAACCUGUUUUUACUGCUCCUACUCCAAUCAUCAAUCCUUAUUUGAGAGAAGAGAUGGCAAAAGAAUCAUAUGAUGAGGCAAUCGAAGCUCUCAAGAAACUCCUAAGUGAGAAAGGGGAGCUGAAAGCCACAGCAGCUGCAAAAGUGGAGCAGAUAACAGCUGAGUUACAAACCGCUUCAUCGGACACCAAACCCUUCGACCCGGUUCAGAGGAUGAAAGACGGUUUCAUUCACUUCAAGAAGGAGAAAUACGACAAGAACCCUGAAUUGUAUGGCAAGCUUUCCAAAGGCCAGGAGCCCAAGUUUAUGGUGUUUGCCUGCUCUGAUUCGAGGGUUUGCCCAUCACAUAUCCUAGACUUUCAGCCCGGAGAGGCUUUUGUGGUCCGUAAUGUUGCUAACAAGGUUCCAGCAUACGAUCAGAUUAAGCACACAGGUGUUGGUUCUGCAGUUGAAUAUGCAGUUUUGCACCUCAAGGUUGAGUACAUUGUGGUUAUUGGACACAGUUGCUGUGGUGGAAUUAAGGGAUUAAUGUCAUUCGCAUUUGAUGGAAAUAAAUCCACGGACUUUAUUGAGGACUGGGUUGCCAAUGGAUUACCUGCCAAGCAAAAGGUUCUUGCAGACCAUGGCCAUUUGUCUUUUGAAGAACAAUGUGGACACUGUGAAAGGGAAGCAGUGAACGUAUCGCUUGCAAACUUGCUAACAUAUCCAUUUGUGAGAAACGCGGUGGCAAACAAAACCCUCGGAUUGAAGGGUGGCUACUACGAUUUCGUCAACGGAAAAUUUGAGCUGUGGGGGCUUGACUACACCUUCACUCCCACUUCCUCUGUAAGAGAUGUGGCCACUAUACUACAUUGGAAGCUCUAAGACAUUUGCAUAGAGAUCAUUUCUACUAUGACGAGCCGAAACUUAUUUAAUCAUGUUGAAUUAGAUAAGCGGGUUGUGUGUACCCUUUUAUGAUCAACAAUUACAAACUCUUACUAAGCUAUCUACUUUCUAAGUUCAUCUUCUUUAA
Messenger RNA from Mercurialis annua (annual mercury), 1185 nucleotides. Its product is annotated as beta carbonic anhydrase 1, chloroplastic. Gene Ontology annotation, molecular function: zinc ion binding; carbonate dehydratase activity. The record is from RefSeq and is a predicted model, not a curated record. The coding region runs from base 30 to 1037 and encodes 335 amino acids. NCBI's taxonomy places the organism in Eukaryota, Viridiplantae, Streptophyta, Magnoliopsida, Malpighiales, Euphorbiaceae. Gene Ontology annotation, biological process: carbon utilization. The transcript is spliced from 10 exons.